Messenger RNA from Temnothorax curvispinosus, 1827 nucleotides. It is a transcript of the gene SerRS, whose product is annotated as serine--tRNA ligase, cytoplasmic. The record is from RefSeq and is a predicted model, not a curated record. Gene Ontology annotation, cellular component: cytosol. Gene Ontology annotation, molecular function: tRNA binding; serine-tRNA ligase activity; ATP binding. The transcript is spliced from 6 exons. The coding region runs from base 182 to 1663 and encodes 493 amino acids. NCBI's taxonomy places the organism in Eukaryota, Metazoa, Arthropoda, Insecta, Hymenoptera, Formicidae. Gene Ontology annotation, biological process: seryl-tRNA aminoacylation.
AACCUCAUAACCUCUGAUUAUUUCGUCAGGUCAAACGAGGUUGUGAUAACUUGUGACAGCCGCUACUGGUUGACAGUACUUAACACUUUGACAGUUGCUGUCACUCGAAUAGCUGGUUGAGGUGCCACGUGUAUGCGGCACAGUAUACGUCCUCCGCGAGGCCGAGCGUAAACUAGAAACUAUGGUGCUCGACUUGGAUUUCUUCCGUAAGGACAAGGGUUUCGACCCGGAAAAGAUCCGGGAGAACCAGAAGAGGCGUUUCAAGGAUGUGCAGCUAGUGGAUACCGUGAUCGAGAAGGACCAGCACUGGCGGCAAUUGCGUCAUCGUGCCGACAAUUUCAACAAGCUGAAGAACCUGUGCAGCAAGGUGAUCGGCGAGAAGAUGAAGAGGAAGGAGCCGCUCGGCGACGUCGACAUCGUGCCUCAAGCCAUCACCGACGACCUGGACAACUUGAGCUCCGAGAGCCUGAAAGCUUUGACGGUGACGCAGAUCAAACGAAUACGUACCCUCAUCGACGAUGCCAUACAAAAGAACGAUGAGAAUCUGAAGACUACCGAGUCAGAGAGGAAUAACGCACUCCGGGAGGUGGGAAAUCAUUUGCACGAAUCUGUGCCCGUCAGCAACGACGAAGAAGAGAACAAGGUGGAGAGAACAGUGGGAGACUGCACCGAGAGAAAAAAGUACUCUCAUGUAGAUCUGAUCCACAUGAUCGACGGAAUGGACGGAGAACGUGGAACAAGUGUCUCCGGUGGACGCGGCUAUUUCCUCACUGGACCAGCGGUGUUUCUUCAACAAGCCCUAAUACAAUUAGCAUUGAGGAAAUUACUUAAAAAAAGCUACAAGCCUCUGUACACUCCAUUUACUAUGCGGAAAGACGCGAUGCAAGAAGUGGCGCAACUUUCUCAAUUCGAUGAGGAAUUGUACAAGGUGAUUGGUAAAGGUACCGAACGUAACGAGGACAAAGAAAUGGAGGAGAAAUAUCUCAUUGCUACUUCCGAGCAACCAAUAGCAGCUUUCCAUAGGGGCGAAUGGAUAGCCGAAAACGCUUUACCGAUAAAAUAUGCUGGAAUCUCUACUUGCUUUAGACAAGAAGUUGGCUCUCAUGGACGAGAUACUAGGGGUAUCUUUAGGGUGCAUCAGUUUGAAAAGGUAGAACAAUUCUGUCUUACCUCGCCGCACGAUAACAAAUCCUGGGAGAUGAUGGAAGAAAUGAUUUCCAACGCGGAAGAAUUUUAUCAGGCCUUAGACAUUCCUUAUCGUAUAGUUAAUAUUGUAUCCGGUGCACUGAAUCAUGCAGCUUCCAAGAAGUUGGACUUGGAAGCCUGGUUCCCUGGAUCGGGUGCAUUUCGCGAGCUCGUAUCGUGUAGCAAUUGCUUGGAUUAUCAAGCAAGAAGAUUGCUAGUCAGAUACGGUCAAACGAAGAAAAUGAACACCACGACGGACUACGUUCACAUGCUGAACGCGACGAUGUGCGCCGUGACGCGCGUAAUUUGCGCAAUUUUGGAAGUACAUCAAACGGAAACUGGCAUCAAGGUGCCAAAAGUUCUGUCGGAUUACAUGCCUUCCGAAUACGAAAGUGAGAUUCCGUUCGUGAAAGCUGCGCCGAUCGACGAGAUCGAAACGAAGAAACAGAAAAAGCAAAAGGAAAACAUAUCGAAGUAGCAAGUGAUUACGUGAACAUGGCAAUGAAGCAAGUGAACUAUAGAUUUUAUUUAUUGCAUUUUUAAAUUGCAUUUUUUUAAAUAUUCCAUCUAUCUAAUCGGAUCGCGCGGAGCUGUGUGUUGUAAUAGAUAUUUAAGAAAAUAUACACGAUUUCGGCUUCUCAA